This is a messenger RNA of Propithecus coquereli (Coquerel's sifaka), 810 nucleotides long. RefSeq names its product somatomedin B and thrombospondin, type 1 domain containing (gene SBSPON). The coding region runs from base 16 to 810 and encodes 264 amino acids. The record is from RefSeq and is a predicted model, not a curated record. Lineage: Eukaryota; Metazoa; Chordata; Mammalia; Primates; Indriidae. The transcript has 5 exons.
GCCGGAGCGCUGGCCAUGAGGGCCCUGUGGAUGGCGCUGUGCGCGCUGGCGCGGCUGGGGCCCGGGGCCCUGGCGGGCUGCGCAGAGGCUGGGCGCUGCUGCCCCGGCCGGGACCCCGCCUGCUUCGCCCGCGGCUGGAGGCUGGACAGGGUCUACGGGACGUGCUUCUGCGACCAAGCCUGUCGCCUCACCGGGGACUGCUGCUUCGACUACGACAGGGCAUGCCCAGCUCGCCCGUGCUUCGUGGGGGAGUGGAGCCCCUGGAGUGGCUGUGCGGACCAGUGCAAGCCCACCACCCGCGUGCGGAGGCGCUCGGUGCAGCAGGAGCCGCAGAACGGCGGGGCGCCCUGCCCGCCCCUGGAAGAGCGAGCCGGCUGCCUGGAGUACUCCACGCUGCAGGGCCAGGACUGCGGGCGUGCCUUCGUACCUGCCUUUAUAACUACCUCUGCAUUCAACAAGGAGAGAACGAGACCAGCUGCAUCUCCACAGUGGGCCACACACACAGAGGAUGCCGGUUACUGUAUGGAGUUCAAGACAGAGUCCCUGACUCCUCACUGUGCUCUGGAAAACCGACCUUUGACCCGAUGGAUGCAGUAUCUCCGGGAGGGAUACACAGUGUGUGUAGACUGCCAGCCGCCAGCUAUGAACGCCGCGAGCCUUCGUUGUUCCGGAGACGGCCUGGACUCUGACGGAAAUCAAACUCUCCAUUGGCAAGCAAUUGGCAAUCCACGAUGUCAAGGAACUUGGAAAAAAGUUCGGAAAGUAGACCAAUGUUCUUGUCCAGCUGUUCACAGCUUUAUUUUUAUAUAG